Stylophora pistillata is the source of this 903-nucleotide messenger RNA. RefSeq lists its product as uncharacterized. The record is from RefSeq and is a predicted model, not a curated record. Gene Ontology annotation, cellular component: nucleus. Gene Ontology annotation, molecular function: RNA polymerase II transcription regulatory region sequence-specific DNA binding; DNA-binding transcription factor activity, RNA polymerase II-specific. NCBI's taxonomy places the organism in Eukaryota, Metazoa, Cnidaria, Anthozoa, Scleractinia, Pocilloporidae. Gene Ontology annotation, biological process: regulation of transcription by RNA polymerase II.
AUGGCUAGACGCGAUAAAUUUGAUGACAAUAGAUGUGAUAAGUUGUUUUCUAAUCAAGUCCACAACAAGUCUUCUCAUUGUUUAUAUGGCGGCUUCCCUCCCACAUUUGAGCAACACGUGCUAUAUAAAGACGUGAAUCUCACAACCUGCCACUUAAGUUAUGUGUUUGUGUUUGAGAACAUCUCUUGGGCGAGCUGUGCACUGCAAAGUUGGAACUUCGCUCAUCAGAAUUCAAAAAUGAACUCUAGGAAAGCCUGCAAGAGACCACCCUCGGAAAAUGAAUAUGAUCAACUUCGAAAAAGGCGACGAAGAACCGCAUUUACUGACGAACAACUCAAUCGAAUGGAGGACGCAUUUCAAGAAGAAAGAUUCCCGGGUAUUCACCUAAGAGAGAAACUGGCGCAAGAGCUAAACAUUGGAGAGGACAGAAUUAAGGUCUGGUUUCAGAAUCGCCGCUCAAGAUGGCGAAGGCACGAGAUAAAAAGCAAACCUGCCUCACCCCUCUCUGAUUCCACAAAUCGACAAGUCAGUAGCCCUUUUGUGUCACCAGCCAUGUUCCAGCCGUCGCCCGCCAGUUUCCCGCCUUGGAGCCCAAUCUUCUCUCCGUUUUUAAGCAGCAGCUCGGCUUUGUUUCCAACCAAUGGACUCGCUACCCCAAAUAUGUUUCCCAGGCUUACCAGUUUCCCACACGUCGCAAACCCGACAGCCUUUCACAGAAACACUAGUUCACCGUGUGCCGCUUCACAAACAGUACUGGUCAGCGUAAUGCUCAAUCCUCGUGUAUCAGCUUCAGUGAGCCCAUCAUUCAGUUCCGAUUCCUCGCUCAGUGAUAACCUUAAGACUCAGAACCAAGCCUCUUGCAGCCGGCUCGGUCAGAGAAGAGGAUCAGCACUCACUGGAUGA